AUGGCAACCACAACAACAACCAUCUCAUCAUUGUUCUCUACGAAAGCAAUUUUCCUUCGCAAAUCUAAGCAAACCCUUUUCUCUUCCGUCCGUCCUCCACCUAACCUAACACUCGGAACUUUCCAAACCCGAUCCAUGACCCAAAAACUAGCCGCGGGUCUUCUUGGGGCAGGUUUGGCCUUGACAGCAGUGGGACCAGCAUCAGCUGCCGAGUUGCCCUUGCUCGGUCAACUCAGUGAACCGGCCAAUGCACUGUCUUUGCCCACCUGGGCUAUACACGUUUCCAGCGUAGUUGAGUGGGUUACAGCAAUGGCACUGGUUUGGCAAUAUGGGGAGAAAUCAGGUUUUGAAUCUUGGAAGGGACUUGCUUGGGGUAUGGUUCCUUUACUUGGUGGAGCAUUUUGUGCAUGCACGUGGCAUUUCUUCUACAAUUCUGAGUCCCUUGAGGUAAGAAUGGUUGCAUUGCUUCAUGGACAAAUUCAUGUCUGUUCAUACAGCCAAACUUACUGUAAACUGGCUCAAGUUCAAUCAAUGCUGGGUGAAUCGGAGAAUGCACUGCUUUUUGUCACCACAGAUCAUUACAUGGUAUUAGUAGUUCUCCAAGCUGCACUGACAGUAAUAGGUAAUGCUACAAUGUGCAUUGCUGCCUUCCGUAUAUACAUGUCAUUGGAGGAUCGCCCUGAUAAUCUCUGA
Dovyalis caffra is the source of this 693-nucleotide messenger RNA. Lineage: Eukaryota; Viridiplantae; Streptophyta; Magnoliopsida; Malpighiales; Salicaceae. The record is from the annotation of a GenBank genome assembly.